Anopheles marshallii is the source of this 264-nucleotide messenger RNA. RefSeq lists its product as uncharacterized. Bases 1 to 264 code for a protein of 87 amino acids. NCBI's taxonomy places the organism in Eukaryota, Metazoa, Arthropoda, Insecta, Diptera, Culicidae. The record is from RefSeq and is a predicted model, not a curated record. Gene Ontology annotation, molecular function: enzyme regulator activity. The transcript is spliced from 2 exons. Gene Ontology annotation, cellular component: endoplasmic reticulum membrane; dolichol-phosphate-mannose synthase complex. Gene Ontology annotation, biological process: GPI anchor biosynthetic process.
AUGGCAUCGAAUGCGGCGCUGGGAAAGCUGAUUUUGGCGGCUACAUUUAGCCUGUUCUUCUACUACGUAUUCUGGGUCGCAGUUUUACCGUUCAUGGUGAUCGAUGCGAGAGAUGGUAAUUGGAUCUACUCGCUGUUUCCACCGAUGAAGUUUGCAUUCCUCGUGCCGGCAUUGUUCGGUGUGGUCCUAGUCGGUGGACUGUCGGCUUUUUCUCUGUACCAUUUGCGGGACCAGCUCGGUGUUCGAUUUAUCCGACAACUUUAA